This is a messenger RNA of Prorocentrum cordatum, 1272 nucleotides long. Lineage: Eukaryota; Dinophyceae; Prorocentrales; Prorocentraceae. The record is from the annotation of a GenBank genome assembly.
AGAAUAGACAUCAAUUUUACGUCCACGUCGUGACCCACUUGCCCGUGCCCCUGUACAUCGAUCUCGGCCCUGAUCCGUUGAGCCAUGCAGAGGCUGCCAGCACCGGGCGAGGCGGGCCAGCCGCGCCCGCAGAGGGCGAGGACGGGUGGUGGUGGGCACAACGGCAGUGGAGAGCAAGGCAGCGUUCGAGACGAGCUUCGGGCAGUUCAGCGCUUGGCGCUCUCCCUGGACUACCAGGUGCGCGAGCUCGGAGGGGUGGUAUUCGACACCUGUCUCAUCGUCAAGGCGGCGAGUCUCCCGAGCGCGAUGGUCGAGGCGGGGCAGACGUACAACACGGAGGUGAGCAGGCAGAAGAAGGGACACGGGCUGGGCGCGCCUUUCCCGCACAUCGUAGUGGCGAUGCUGGAGGCGGCGCAACGGCUCGACCUGGGCGAGAAGGACAACGCUAUCGUCCAGGAUACGUGCUCAGAGUGCUUGAAGGGACAGUUGAACACAGCGGAGAUUUUCGGGGCAUGCAAGGCGAAGGUGACGGCGCAGGGCAAGUCGGAGGCGCAGGGCAAGGCCGUGAUCAAGCUCGCCGUGAAGACGACGGCGGCCGUGCCCAAGUCCCAGGCUCAGGGAGACGUGUGGCACGGCGUGGAGAUCAGGGCCGCCGUGAUGGGCGCUCUGAAGAAGGAGGGAGCAGUGUUCCAGGUGGGGCCGGCCCCGCGCGCCGACCUGGCACGCGUCGUGCAGCAGCACGUGGGGUGAGCGUGAGUGAGCGGAGUAGGGGGAACGGGACGUGCGUGGUAGGGACAGCCUCCUCCUCUUUUGAGCCUCCUCCUUCCCCCCCUCAUGUAGAUGAGGAAUUGUACGAGCGAGUUCGGAGUUUGGCGAAUUCAGGGAGUGUCCGAGCAGCACAGCUGCUCGCUCGAAUGCGCCCUCCCCCCCGUGCGCCUUAGUUUGGGUAGCGGGGGGGUCGAGAGUCGGUACGCCUUGCACGUAGGGGCAGGCCUGCCCUCGAGGUAGGUCGUCGCUCGUCCCCCUGCCCUCGGGCUGCUUGGCGGUUCCUGGCCCUGGUGGCUCCGUCUAGCAGACUCUGAGGGGAGAGGGACUGGCUGCGGGUUGCCUCAGUUUGGAGGGCGGUUUCGCCCUGUGCACGGCCGCGGUUGAACAGUACGAGUUUUUUCGGACUGAGCCUAGGACCAAGGAAUAGAGGAGAAGUUUUUAGUCAAGGGUUGCAGACAGUGGCGGUUGACAGGUCCCGAAGGUAGAUUCCAGUAUUCCAGAUUC